This is a messenger RNA of Poecilia latipinna (sailfin molly), 2513 nucleotides long. RefSeq names its product transcription factor IIIB 90 kDa subunit-like. The transcript has 16 exons. Gene Ontology annotation, molecular function: RNA polymerase III general transcription initiation factor activity; TBP-class protein binding; RNA polymerase III type 3 promoter sequence-specific DNA binding. Gene Ontology annotation, biological process: transcription preinitiation complex assembly; DNA-templated transcription initiation; transcription by RNA polymerase III. Gene Ontology annotation, cellular component: nucleus; transcription factor TFIIIB complex; transcription preinitiation complex. Lineage: Eukaryota; Metazoa; Chordata; Actinopteri; Cyprinodontiformes; Poeciliidae. The record is from RefSeq and is a predicted model, not a curated record. The coding region runs from base 49 to 1794 and encodes 581 amino acids.
GUGUUUUCAGCUAAACAACACAUCAACACCCUGGGCCACCAGCUCCAGAUGAACCAGCACUGCCUGGACACGGCCUUCAACUUCUACAAGAUGGCCCUCAAUAAAAGCCUGACACGCGGCCGCAAGUCUGAUCACAUGAUGGCCGCCUGCAUCUACCUGGUCUGCCGCACCGAGGGAACGCCUCACAUGCUGCUGGAUCUCAGUGACAUUUUGCAGGUGAAUGUGUUUGUGCUGGGAAAAACCUUCCUCAUGCUGGCUAAAGAACUUUGCAUCAAUGCUCCAGCUAUAGACCCAUGCCUUUAUAUACCCCGUUUCACCCAAAUGCUGGAAUUUGGCGAGAAGAGCCACGAGGUCUCCAUGACAGCACUGCGACUGGUUCAGCGGAUGAAGAGGGACUGGAUGCACACGGGAAGGCGGCCAUCUGGACUCUGUGGAGCAGCUCUUCUGGUUGCUGCUCGUUUGCACGACUUUUGCCGCACCACCAAAGAAAUCGUGAACGUGGUGAAGGUCUGUGAGAACACGCUGAGGAAAAGGCUGACGGAGUUUGAGGACACACCCACAAGUCAGCUGACCAUAGAAGAGUUCAUGAGGGUAGACCUGGACGAGGAGUGUGACCCACCGUGUUUUACAGCCGGGCUGAGGAAGAAAAAAGACCAGCAGCUGAAACUGGAGCUCCAGAAAAAGAUAGGUGACUUUGAAGAUGAAAUCCAGGAAUUCCAGGAUGAAAUAGAUGCAGAGCUGGAGAGCUGCAGGCCCAAGCUGAGAGGAGUUUACGCUGCCUACACCAAGGAAGAUAUCUUAAGUGAUGACAGCAGCUCCUCGUCAUCUAAGGAGGAACCGAGCGAAGGCGACGAGCUUCACGCCGUGGCGAAGCACUUCGGUAGAGAGCUGGAAGAGCUCACCCUAGAAGCUCUCAUCAAACUAGAGGGGGGAGAGUUAGAGGAGGAGGACCAGGAGGAGAAUGUCCCCAAGCGAAAAGGUCCCUCACUGGCUUCCAUACUGGGAAGAAUGACCUCCUCGUCCUCUCUGGGCCUCUCAGAGACCUUCAGCCACUCUGUCAGGGACGACGUGGACAUCGAUGGUACUGCUGACAGCGGAGAGCUGGACCUGAGUGGCAUAGAUGACAGUGAGAUCAAUUUGUAUCUGCUGAGUGACAGAGAAGUCCAAAUCAAAACUGCACUCUGGAUGGCAGAAAAUGCAGACUACCUAAAAGCGCAAAAAGAAAAGGAAGCAAAGAUCCAAAAAGAGAAGGAACUUGGGAUCUAUAAAGAAAAAAAGCCCAGACGGCCUUCAAAGAAGCACCCUGCCAUCAGAGCCAGCACUGCUGAUGAGGCCAUUGAGAAGAUGUUGGAGCAGAAGAAGAUAUCCACCAAGAUCAACUAUGACGUGUUAAAGGACCUCGUCGUGAAGCCUAGCAGCAGCCCGGCUGGUGCAGAGGACUCACCGAAGGUGGGGCCACCGGCCCCUAGGACGCCUGCCUGCACCCGCAGACCUGCGCCCACUAGAACCCCACUGAGCCUCAGCAUGCCGCUCAGCACUCUGGGAAAACGACUGCAGCCGUUCAUCAGCAGACAACCCAACAAGAAGCUGGCUGUGGAGCAGACUAAAGCCCCUCCCCCCAAGGAAGCGACUGCAGAGGCCCCUCCCAGUGCAGCUGUUGUCGAGAGUGGACCCGUCCUGUAUGACGAUGUAGACGAGGAAGAGGAUGAAGAGGAGGAGACCUGUGUCAGUGCCAUGGAGCUGCUGGGCGGCGACGGUUAUGGAUGUGAUGGGGAUUAUGAUGAUGGAUACUAGCCGCAUCGUCCACCUGGCUCAUCAUUCCCAGCCGGCCUUGGAAUCCGAAGUUGUAGCCGACCUUCACUAACAGGAACCUAAAACAAGCUGCUAAGGAUCGGACACAGGAGUAGAGGUUUACAGAACGCCGUGCUGCUUUGACCUGGUGAUCGGAUGCUGGCGGAGCGUGGUUAUAAUGCUGCUCUUUGAACGGCCCACUGGAUUGUUUGCAGGAUGGACUUUUGUAUUUUUUUAACCUGCAGAAACAACCUUUCAGGAAGAUCCACCUCCAGUCAGAAAGACGCUGAGACUGUUCUGGACUUGUUGCUCCUGUACUACAUCACUCCUGAGACCUUCCAUCCAGAUCUGUGUUGGUUUUGUUUUGUGAUUAGUUGUUCUCAUUACCUUUUGGAUGGAAGUUGAAACGGAAUAACCUUCCCCUGUUUACCUUCUGCUGAAGCUGCAUCAUAACAUCUUUAUAUGGAAGUAACAUCUGAUUCAGGUUCUGUGUUGCUUCCAAUGUCCUUUGGAGGGCUCAGAAAGCUUUCAAAUUAGAAGUUGGAAAUACAUUUUUGUUAAUAUAUUUUGCAUUAUGGAGUUUUGUCAGGGCUGAGAUCUCUUUUUGAAUGAUUGCAUGUUAAGGUGAGUAUUAUUUUUGCUGAAUUGACAGAGCAGUAUUCUUGAAGUGAUGACUGUGAUUAUGUAUCUAUGUAGUACAUUAAAGACAUCACUAACUGGGA